AUGAUUUCUACUGAAGAACUUGGUCCUACUAAACCAGACUUAACAUUUGAAAUACUUUCUGGAGAUGAUUAUUAUCAAUUAGAAUGUUCUUCUCUUGAUGAUUUUAAUAAAUGGACUGUUACUUUAGCUCCUUUGAUACAGUCAAUAGGAUAUUUUGGAUAUUCAAUUGAUGUAGCAAUAGAAAAAGGUGGCUGGUAUGUUCCAUUACCAUUAUAUAGAUUAAUACCUUAUUUAGAAGAAUCUAAUUAUUAUAUUACUCCGAAAAUUAUGUUACAACAAGUUGCACCACUUGAUUUGUGUCGAUAUAUUUCUAUUCUUGACUCAGGAAAUGAUAUUGCUACUAAUUCUAUUUAUCCUAAACUUGCUUUUGAAAUUAUAAAAAUGUAUUUAAAACGAUUGGCUGAACCAAUAUUAGGUAUUUAUUAUUUUGACAUGAAAAAAGGAUUAGCAACAGAAGACUUAGUCAAUAAAGUAAAUAACAUUAAAAAGAUUAUUUCAUUAUCUAAUGAUGAUGAACAAUAUACUUUAUAUUUUGUUCUUAGACAUCUUCAUAAUAUUUAUUCAAAUAAUGACUUUAAUGAAUCAACUAUUUCACAAAUUGCUAAUACUUUUGGUCCAUGUAUCAUUUACAAUAGUGCUGAUUUCAGUUAUCAAUCAGUUAUUAAAGAUCUUAUUGAUAUCAUGCUUGAACAAUAUGAUUAUAUUUGUGAUGAUUUAAAUAAAAAAGGAGAGCAACUUCCUCCAAUCCCUAAUUAUCCUUCAGUUGUAUCAAAUGAAAAUACUCUUUAUAACGAACAACUUCAACAAGCAAUAGUUAAAUUCUUAAGGCAACAUUUCGACAAAGAAGACUCGUGUCAUUCUUUAGAAUCUAAAGUUGAAGUUAAAGAGUUAUUCCGAUCUAGAAAACAAAAAUCAUCCUUUGACAUAGAUCCUUCUUCUAUUCUUGAAUUUCAUAACCAAGCACUAAAUGGAAGAAAAACUGAUAGUCCUUUAUCUUUCAACAAUGACAGACUCCAUAAAGAACAAUUCCAAAGAAAAAGUGCUCAGUUACAAUUACAAGGAGUUGCAAGACCAAGCAAAUUCAAUAUAGGUAACGCCAGAUUAACUACUCGUCUUAAUCAUUCUCAAUUCACAAAACUAAAUCAAGAAAUGUCUAGAACUCGUUCAGAAUUAAGUACACCCCCUUUAGUUGCUGAUAAAUCUAAUGAAAAAUCUCGUGCUGAAUCAUUACCAUCUGAAGCAAGGAAAGAAAGGUCUCUUUCUUAUAGCUGUGUUACUCCUCGUACAAAUAGAAAAAGAACAAUGUUUUUAGGAGAACGAAAUAAUUCAGAAAGAAUACAAGAACAUAUAGAACCUGAGCUUCAAGAAAUAGAAUUAGAACUUACUAAAUCUAGUGAUAGUGUUGAUAAUGUUGUUAAAUGUUAA
Molecule: messenger RNA, 1425 nt
Organism: Entamoeba nuttalli P19
Lineage: Eukaryota; Evosea; Mastigamoebida; Endamoebidae
Product: RhoGAP domain containing protein
Exons: 1
Coding region: 1-1425 (474 amino acids)
Biological process (GO): signal transduction
Source: RefSeq, a predicted model, not a curated record